GGCAGCUGAGCGGUCGUCACUUGCGGGGACUUAGGCGAGGAGCCGGCGGGUGGGAGCGAGCGAGCGAGCGAGCGCAGAGCCCGCGCCGCGCACUGGGGGGCAGGAGCAGCCCGCGCGCCGCGGGAGGGACUCGCACUUGCAAUAUGACUUUGGAGGAAUUCUCGGCCGCAGAGCAGAAGACCGAAAGGAUGGACACGGUGGGAGAUGCCCUGGAGGAAGUGCUCAGCAAGGCGCGGAGUCAGCGCACCAUCACCGUCGGAGUGUACGAGGCCGCCAAGUUGCUGAAUGUCGACCCCGACAACGUGGUGCUGUGCCUGCUGGCUGCAGACGAGGACGACGACCGGGACGUGGCUCUGCAGAUCCAUUUCACCCUCAUCCAGGCGUUCUGCUGCGAGAACGACAUCAACAUCCUGCGGGUCAGCAACCCGGGCCGGCUGGCUGAGCUGCUGCUGCUGGAGAGCGAAACGGGCCCGGCGGAGAGCGGGGGUGCCUCGCAGCCCCCUGACCUGCACUGCGUGCUGGUGACGAACCCACAUUCGUCACAAUGGAAGGAUCCUGCCUUAAGUCAACUUAUUUGCUUUUGCCGGGAAAGUCGCUACAUGGAUCAGUGGGUUCCAGUGAUUAAUCUCCCCGAACGGUGAUGGCAUCUCAGUGGAAAUAACUGAACCAAAUUGCACUGAAGUUUUGAAAUACCUUUGUAGUUACUCAAGCAGUUACUCUCUACGCUGAUGCAAGGAUUACAGAAACUGAUGUCAAGGGGCUGAGUGAGUUCAACUACAUGGGGGCUAGGAGAUGACUUUGCAGAUGGACAGAGGUGAAAAUAAAGAAGGAAGCUGUGUUGAAACAAAUCUAAGUCAAAAGGGACAAAAACUACAAAGAACUGUGCAAGAAAGAAAACUAUUGAUUUAGGAUGGCUGAGUUACAGUAAAAUAAGCCAAAUAUUGCUUUGUUGAAACCUUAAAUGUGUAGCAGUAGUUUGGGUUUUUUGGUUUUUUUGUUUUGUUUUGUUUUUUUUUGGUCUUUAUGCCCUCAAGUAAAAAGAAAGUGAAAAGGAUUGAUUGUAUUUUAAAGCUACAGGUUAAUAAUGUAUUUUGAUGAGAUGUUAAAUUCUCAGAAGUUUUAUUAUAAAUCAGACUAAGUUAUUUUAUGAUAUGAAAGGUUAUUUAUGAUGAAGUUUUUGAAGCACAAUAUCUAAAAUAAACUGGUUAUAAUUGCA
This is a messenger RNA of Phodopus roborovskii (desert hamster), 1216 nucleotides long. It is a transcript of the gene Gadd45a, whose product is annotated as growth arrest and DNA damage inducible alpha. Bases 144 to 641 code for a protein of 165 amino acids. Gene Ontology annotation, cellular component: cytoplasm; nucleus. Gene Ontology annotation, biological process: regulation of cell cycle. NCBI's taxonomy places the organism in Eukaryota, Metazoa, Chordata, Mammalia, Rodentia, Cricetidae. The record is from RefSeq and is a predicted model, not a curated record. The transcript has 4 exons.